Messenger RNA from Ictalurus punctatus (channel catfish), 2315 nucleotides. RefSeq names its product receptor-type tyrosine-protein phosphatase C. NCBI's taxonomy places the organism in Eukaryota, Metazoa, Chordata, Actinopteri, Siluriformes, Ictaluridae. Bases 129 to 1520 code for a protein of 463 amino acids. The transcript has 15 exons. Gene Ontology annotation, molecular function: protein binding. The record is from RefSeq and is a predicted model, not a curated record.
UCAAGCACAAACACAAGCUUGAGAACGCCGGGGCACAAACCACGCAGGAAACUGUUACGACUGAUUCGAUAAAUCCAAAGAAAGUUUAAGACUUGUGGUGUCUUAGAAGAGGCCUUUUACACCCCGUUAUGGCAAAGUUCCAUGGACCAAGGUUUUUAUUCCUGAUCCUGGCAGGAUUAGUGUUAUGUACUGCAGAUGACAAAAAUGGACCAGAGACAUCCCCCAAGUGCAACUACACCCUCGAAGAAGAAAACGAUACUGUGACAGUGAAAAUUGACAAGAAUGACUCAGCAGUCAAAUACAAGAUUAAAUUCACAGACACAUCAGAUGGAAGCUCUACAGAAGAGUCUUUCCCAAUGUCACUUAAAUCAUUUAAGCCUUGCCAAAAUUACACUGUCACUCUUACUCCUUCCUGUAACCCCACGACUGGAUUUUUUAAAACAAGAGAAUUAGUUGACUCAGAUGUAAACCACACGUUGAAGAUAACUGGAGCAAAAGUACAAGUGUGUUUUGAGACCAAAUGGGAUUUGAACAAAUGUAUUGAUCUCAAUACCAGUAUCUCCUGCACUGGCUAUAGCGUGACUUUUAACGGAGAUCCCUGCAAGAAAUCUAUCCCUUUCACACUUCCCCCAGUAAAGCCUGUUAUUAGUUAUACAAACGAGUUCCCUACGAAAUUACGUUGGGACAAUCAGCCUUCAAACUGCCUAAAAGACCUCACAUACAACUGCAAUGGUUUGGCAGUUGCAGAUUUUAAAGAUUUGAAAACUAUUCAUAAUCAUAUCUGCACUGGGACAUAUGAUUAUGGGAAUGGAACAGUUACAAGUGAUCCCAUCCCAGUUAAGAUUGAUUGUGAUAUAGUGAAUGAGCCCAGUCUCUCUGUAAGUCAUAAUAGCAUUCAUGCAUCCUGGCAAUUGGAUAGCGAGAAGUGUCCAUCGAUUACCACAGACUUCACCUGGAAAGUAACGUGUAAAAAUGGUUCCACCAGCUCUUUAAAAGGGCACUGUACCAAGAACCCCUGUGAAUUUUCUAAUUUGGAAUUUUUUACUGAAUAUACUUGUGAGUUUGAAGCAUCUUAUGAAAACAAACCAUUUAACACCACUACCAAAACUACAAAAACCUGGCCUGGACAACCGUCUUACACAAAAAGUCCAACAACAAAAGAUGAAAGCCAUAAUGCUUUCAAAGUGAGCUGGUCAAUCAACCGUUGGAAUGGAAUUCCGGGAAAGAUCUUCGCAGAGCUCUACAUUAAUGAUCAUCUGGAAGACAAUAAAACAGACUGCAAUGGAAUGAGUUGUGAUUUUCAUUUCACAAACCUCUACUACUCAACACAAUAUAAAAUUAAGGUGUAUGCCCAAAAUGGUAAUGGGAACAGAACAGUUAUCCUUGAUGUGGAUCAUUCCACUAAAUACAAUGACAAAGCCCUUAUUGGAUUCCUGGCCUUUCUCAUUGUUCCUACAUCUGUUGCAGUGCUGUUUGUCCUCUACAAAAUCUAUCUUUUAAAGAGAGAGAAGUCAAGGUGAUGACGGACAAUGCCAGCUCCAGAGCCUAUGGGUUUGUGUCCUACUCAUCUCAGGAGGCCGCUGGAUUUUAAAUAGCAUAUUUUAAAAUGUACAGUUACAGUUACUGUGUAGGUUUACUCAAGCACUGUAAUUUUUCAUGUUUAUGACUUAAUAUGAUACGUUUGACAUGUUUAUGACUUAAUAUGAUAUGUUUCACUUGUUUAUGACUUAAUAUGAUCUGUUUCACAUGUUUAUGAUGUAACAUGACAUGUUUCCCAUGUCUGUACAUGUACCUGUAGCUUGCUACCUUUUACUCCUGGUAAUAAUUUAACUUUGUUUUUUUUUUUUUAACUUUGUCUUCACCUGAGAUUAUAUGUUUGUUUAUCAUAGUUGGUGAGGAACACACAAUUGUUAUUUAGACCCUGAAUAAAACAACAACAACAACAACAACAACAACAACAACAACAACAACAUAGUAUUAAAGGAGGGUGUACAGUACUUUCUAUAGUUUGUGAGAUGUCUGAUGGGUUUUCUGAAGGUCCCUCACAAAUACCUGCACUAUUUUCUCAAGGAGUGGAGUAGUGCUGGUAAACAACAUAUCAUUUCAUUUUCUUAAUGUAAGCUGUAUACAUUUUGUGUCCUAUUAAUGUUAAUACUCCUUAUAUGGCAUGUGACAAAAAACAACAACAGAAAAAACAAAACGAAACAACUUGAAUUCAAAUGCAAAUACAGUUUUACAUUAAAAUAUAGCAAAGAAGUAAUUCACUGUCACACAACAUGGCUUGUUAGUAUCGCAAAGCAGAAAAUGAAUAUACA